UCUUCUUUAAUUUGUACAAAUUUCCCUCUUUGAGACUGUUUUUUGGACUUGAAAAAUUCCUUACUUUUGGAUUUUGAAAUUUAAGCAACUCAUUUUGGAAUGCUACUUCAACAGUUUUUCUAAUCAAACAUUUAAUUAAGUUUACUUGUUAUGCAUAAUUCAAGUAAAGAAAAGAAGAGAGAAAAUCUUCAUAUCUUUGGAUUGCUUUAACAGUGACAAGAUUCUACAUCCUACAGAUACCUAGUUUACUGUGCUCUUUUCUGAUUUGGAUGUGUAGCAUGUGUCAUUAUUGUGGCGCCCAACUUCCAAAAUCAGAGGAUGAAGGAAGGGAACUGGAGGGUGGAAAGUCUUUCAAAUUAAAUGAUGAAGGUCUUGGUUGGUCUUGUAGAUUUUGCCAGGAGAAGCAAGAACAAGAAUAUAUAAAGCGAAACGGUGGGAGUCCUACUUCACCAAUGAUCAGUCCUACAACUUCAUUGUCCAGUAGCGAUAGAUCUUUCUGGAGUUCUAGUGACAAUUCAGUUGAUGUAAACUCAUAUUGCCGGGAGAGUCCAGAUGAUUGUACAGUAGACAGAGCUCUUGAGGAUAGCAGUUGUGGCUAUCUGUACAAUUCAAACGCAGAAGCUCUUGUAAAUGGAGCAUGUACAUUGGAUAGAGUGAAAGAUAGUGACAUUGUGAGAGAGAUAGAAAUUAAGGAAGCUAUCAGUGAACAAGAAACUAAAGGUAAUUCCUUACAACAUCCUGUUGUGCCUGUCGAUGAAGGAAAUGGAAUCACUCCUUCUGUUGACAAUGAAAUGGACGCGCAAUAUUGGGAGCCUCCUGAAGCAGAUAUCGAGGAUGACUUGGAGGGUAGUGUGGCUUUUAAUGAUGACGAUGAUGAUGAUGAAUGCGGUGAUGGCACAUUAUGGGGAAAACCAAGUUCUUUGAGUUGCUGCAGAGAUGAAGACAGUGGGGGCUACAAGUUCAGAGAAGAAAAACAGAAUGCAAUGAAGGAAGUUUCAAAUGGAAAAUUUAAGGCCAUAGUGAAUCAGCUUCUUACAACUGCAGGUGUUAUCUCUAUGGGAAAAGAAUGUGAAAGUUGGGUAGACGUAGUUAGUUCUUUAUCAUGGCAAGCCGCUUCAUUUUUGAAGCCUGAUACAAUUGACGGGAACAGAAUGGAUCCAGAUGGCUAUGUGAAAGUGAAAUGCAUAGCAACAGGUGCUCGUAGCGACAGUCAAGUAGUCAGAGGCUUAGUUUUCAAAAAGCAUGCUGCACACAAGCACAUGCCGACUAGUUACAAAAACCCUAGGCUGUUGCUGAUCAAGGGUGUUCUUGGUCAGUCUUCUAGUGGGUUAUCAUCAUUUAAGUCGAUGGAACUUGAAAAGGAUAAUCUGAAAUCACUCGUGGAUAUGAUAGAAAUGUGUCAUCCGAAUGUGGUUUUAGUGGAAAAGUCUGUUGCCCGUGAUGUACAAGAGUCUAUCCUUGCUAAAGGAAUGACGCUGGUCUAUGAUAUGAAGCACCAUCGCUUAGAAAGAGUCGCUCGUUGUACUGGCUCACAAAUUUUUUCAUCUGAUGCUUUGGCGGGUCAAAAGUUAAAGCAGUGCGACUACUUUCAUAUUGAAAAGUUCGUUGAGGAGCAUGCUGGAUCGUGUGAAGGGGGCAAAAAGCCAAGUAAGACGUUGAUGUUCAUUGAGGGCUGUCCGACACAUCUAGGUUGCACAAUACUGUUGAAAGGAAGUCAUAGUGAUGAAUUGAAGAGGGUCAAGUGCGUGAUGCAGAUUGCAGUUAUCAUGGCCUAUAAUUUAAUUCUCGAGACUUUGUUUCUUGUUGAUUGGAAAGCAAUGUUCUCAACCGUUCUUUUUCCGGGGGCAGUUAACAAGUUAGCCGUAGAUCACCCUUCAGUUUUAGGAACUGCCGGUUCCAUUUUUCCUUCUGUUGAGGAAAAUAAUGUUGAAAGUGGAAUAUCUCCUGUUCAUAUUCCAAUUUCUAAUGAAUUCGAUGAAGAAGGUUCCGACAAUCUAAACAUGGGAUUUGAAGGUAAAUCCAUGUCUUAUGUGCCCUAUGAUCCUGUCAUUUUCUCUGGGUUUUCAUCUCUCUCAGCCUCUGUAAAGAAAGUUAUAGGAGAAAAUUUUCCUCUUGCCUCCUCUGCUCCAUACCAGUCCUGGGCUGAUUACUUUGGCUUUAAUGGAAAAGUAACUAGUGGUCAACUUGCAGAUGAGGUUCCAGUUGAGGAUCCAGUUGAGGUUCCCGUUGAGGAAACUUUGGAAGCCUCUGAUCAUUGCGAUUUGGAAUCUAAGGACAGUUUUGAUGAAGAGAAAGCACUAAUUGAUGGGAAAACUCGGUCAUUGGGGUCUGAGUCCGAGCAUGUUGGCAAAGAAAAAGAUGUCAAUGAAGAUCAUGUUCAGAGCAAGAAUGAUGUCAAUUCAGUGUUAAAUUCUCAGGGUAUUUUGGUUUUGACGUCCAUUCGGAACACCUUAAGAGGGACUAUAUGCGAGCAAAGCCAUUUUUCUCAUAUCAUGUUCUACAGGAAUUUUGAUAUUCCUCUUGGAAAAUUUCUGCGGGAUAAUUUGCUCAAUCAGAGACGCCGAUGCACCACAUGUGGUGAAUUGCCAGAAGCUCACUUUUAUUAUUAUGCACAUCAUAAUAAGCAACUAAGGAUUGGAGUGAAACGGCUCCCAAAGCCUUUGCCUGGAGAGACACAAGGAAAACUUUGGAUGUGGAGUCGCUGUGGAAUAUGUAAACAUGAAAAUGGAAUCCAAAAAUGUACGAAAAGAGUCUUGAUUUCAACUGCUGCACGGAGGCUGUCUCUUGGAAAAUUCUUGGAGCUGAGCUUUUCAAAUGAAUUGUCAUAUGGUAGAUCAUCCAGUUGUGGCCAUUCUCUGGAGAGAGAUUUCCUCUACUUUUUUGGAUUAGGUUCUAUUGCAGCAAUGUUCAAGUACUCGCCAGUUACAACUUAUACUAUUUCUCUGCCGCCUCACAGGCUGGAGUUCAGCCAUUUAAUUAGAUAUGACGGGCUUAAGCGAGAAUUUGAAGAUGUGUAUUCAAAAGGGAUAUCACUCUUCAAUGGCGUUGCAGACGCUUUGAAGAAGUUAAGAUUAAAAUUUGAAGGAUGUAAACUGAACCUUGGAGGGUCGUUGAAAGAAUUCUCUCAUAUUGAAGACAUGUUGAAGCAGGAAAAAUCCGGGUUCGAGGCAAGCAUUGUCAAUGUCAUUGCUAAGAAUGGAAAUGCAGACACGGCUGAUUACAAGUUUCUUAUUUUAAACCGGUUAUUAUGGGAGCUUCUUCUUGAAUCAACCAUUUGGGAGAGGCGGCUGAACUCACUGCUCUUACCUGAUCCUUCUUUGGUUUGCACUGCUACUAUUGAGAAACCAGUGCUUGACCAAGUGAAUCCAAAGAUGACGACUACUACCAUUGAUAGCAAAACUGAACGGACUGAAAGUGGCAAUUUGAUAGGUGAGUUGAGCAACUCUGUUGCAUUAAAUGGAGUUCCAAUUCAAGAAAUUCCAAGUGCUUCUUUGCAAGAAUCUAGAGUACAGGAUGAUCUGGAUCACUCUUUUUCUACUGCUGAAGAUAUCAAGAGGUCAAACAUGGAUCAUUUAAGCCAGAAUAGAUCUCUCAGCCCUGAGUUAUUUAUGAAAUCGGAUGAUUGUGUUCACAAUCAUUCGGUUGAUAGUAGUUUCGAAGCUGCUGCUAUGAUUGGGGACGUGGACGUCGAAAGGAACAUUCCAGUUGGCCCAUUUGUUAGAAACAGCGAUGCUGUCAUUUCUUCAGAUGCAUUUAAAAAAGAUACAGCUCUACAUUCGUUAGUAUGUUUAGAAAACUCAAGCGGAUGGUUCUGGAUGCCAUUUUCAGAGAUCCUUCAGAUGUAUAUGGAGGAUCUUGAAAGAGGUUUCAUGCCCAAAUUUCAGUCAAUUAGUAGCUAUAUGGAAGAUGAUAUCUCUCCAGCUUAUCAGAUAAUAAGCGAGGAAGGACAAAGGCUGCACAUCCCACUUGGAACUGAUAAUUACAUUGUGAGGGACUAUGAUGGAGAACUCUCUAGUAUAAUUGCCUGUGCUUUGGCAUUUCUGAAAGAUUUACCUGUUUUAAAUGAGGAUGAUCAGAAAAAAGGCAGCUUUUCUGAUAAAUCAAAUGAAAGUUUACAAUUCCCGAGUCGAGCUCCCACACGAAUUUCCUCGCGCUGGUCUUUCAAUGGUUUUUCCGACUCAGAUUCAUUGUUGAGCACAUCUCCUGAAGAACCACGCUUCUCCAGUUUUGAUGGCUUGAGUUUGUUGGAAUCUCGCUUCUCCAGCUUUGAUGGUAAAAGUUUGUUGGAGUCUCUGGCUGCUACACAGAAUGAUAGCUACGAAGUCCAUUUUGGGGUUUCAAAAUCACUUGGAAAGGGUAAAUAUUCAGUGAUAUGUGUAUAUGAGAGCCAGUUUCGUGAUCUUCGGAGUCGUUGCUGUCCAUCUGAAGUAGAUUAUAUUGCAUCUCUUAGUCGUUGCAGGAACUGGAAUGCUAAAGGUGGAAAGAGCAAAUGCUUUUUCGCUAAAACCUUGGAUGACAGGUUCAUCAUAAAGGAAAUUCAGAAGACAGAAUUUGAAUCAUUUGUUCAGUUUGCUCCCCAUUAUUUUAAGUACAUGAAUGAGUCAUUUGAGUUGGGGAACCAAACAUGUCUGGCUAAAGUCCUCGGAAUUUAUCAGGUAAUCAUUAGACAGACAAAAAGUGGAAAAGAAAUGAGGCAUGAUGUGAUGGUUAUGGAGAAUCUUUCUUUUGGUCGAAACAUUACUCGCCAGUAUGAUCUUAAAGGUGCUCUUCAUUCUCGAUUCACUUCAGCUGCUGCUGGUUCAGAUGAUGUUCUAUUGGAUCAAAACUUUGUGAAUGACAUGAAUUCAUCUCCGCUAUAUGUAAAUAAUAAAGCCAAGCGUCUGCUAGAACGUGCUGUCUGGAAUGACACCACAUUCCUUAAUUCAAUUAACGUUAUGGAUUAUUCGUUGCUUGUCGGGGUAGAUACUGAAGGACGGGAACUUGUAUGUGGGAUUAUUGAUUACCUUAGGCAGUAUACCUGGGAUAAGCAACUGGAAACAUGGGCCAAAUCUUCCCUUGUUCUUCCAAAGAAUGAAAGGCCAACCGUCAUUUCUCCGAUAGAGUACAAAAAAAGGUUCAGAAAGUUUAUGGCUGCACACUUCUUGAGUGUCCCCGAUAAUUGGUAAUCCCACGGUCCCUCCUAAAUGUAAGGAGGGUAAAAUGGUUUUCUUAUGUUUGGUUGCUCAUUAUUUUUUGUUCCCUUUAAUAUCCAUAAGCCUUUUCAAUGGUACUGUAAAUAGACCUGUGUCACAGUUAAAUAUAGUUAUACCCCAUGUUAUUUAGCAAAUUUAUGGGGAUAGUUUUGUACGUAUAGGCCGGAAUGAAGAUGAUUGUGAAUUUUGUAAAUUGCACUGAAAAUUGUAGAGAGCCACGAAUUUAGCUGGCUAUUUCAAAUCAAUGAAAAAAAUAAAUACUA
Molecule: messenger RNA, 5455 nt
Organism: Mercurialis annua (annual mercury)
Lineage: Eukaryota; Viridiplantae; Streptophyta; Magnoliopsida; Malpighiales; Euphorbiaceae
Product: putative 1-phosphatidylinositol-3-phosphate 5-kinase FAB1D
Exons: 13
Coding region: 270-5165 (1631 amino acids)
Biological process (GO): phosphatidylinositol phosphate biosynthetic process
Cellular component (GO): endosome membrane
Molecular function (GO): ATP binding; 1-phosphatidylinositol-3-phosphate 5-kinase activity
Source: RefSeq, a predicted model, not a curated record